CCCCAUAUCUAGCAGAAGUCAAUAUGGCGGCGCACAUUGAAUUGUUUCUCUGAUAUCCUUCCCGAAUGAUGCAAAUAAGUAUUCUCCGAAACGUACGCAGGACAAUGGUUACCAUAGUUUGGAAGAUGCGCUGUCCACUUGGGCAAAGUCGUAUUUCGUCGCUGUUAGUACGACUCAUUCGCAGAUAUUCUGCUAACAGGAAAAAUACCAGUUCAGUCCGCGUUCGCUUCGCUCCCAGUCCUACCGGCGACAUGCACAUCGGAAGUUUGAGGACGGCUUUGUAUAACUACCUGUUUGCUAAAAAGUUUAACGGUUCAUUCGUCCUACGAAUCGAAGACACUGACCAGACAAGAUUAGUGCCUGGUGCUUCUGAGCGAAUUCUAAAUACUCUGCAGUGGGCUGGAAUAGGCCCCGAUGAAGGGCCCUAUUUAGGUGGUGACUACGGACCAUAUGUCCAGUCGCACAGAAUAGAACUUUACCAAAAGCAUGCUCACAUGUUGUUGGAGACCGGGGCAGCAUACAAGUGCUUCUGCACAGACACCCGCUUGCAGUUGAUACGCAAGGACGCCCUGAGGAAUAGGCAAAUUCCGAAGUAUGACAACCGCUGCCGACACCUCCCACCAAGGAGUACGGAGAACAGUGAAGAACCUUAUGUCAUACGGUUAAAGCUAACCGACGGUGACAUGACGUUCCACGAUGGCAUCCAUGGGCCUGUCACACUCAACAUCUCGGAGACAGAGGGAGAUCCCAUAAUAUUGAAGAGUGACGGGUUUCCAACUUACCACUUGGCAUGCGUAGUGGACGAUCACUUGAUGGACAUCACACAUGUGCUCCGAGGAGUGGAAUGGCAAGUGUCAACACCCAAGCAUCUCAUGCUGUACAAUGCAUUUGGGUGGACAGCACCAAAGUUUUUACACUUACCCCUCAUGCUCAACAAGGAUGGGACGAAACUUUCCAAACGUCAAGGUGACAUUUCCAUCAGCAAAAUCAGGGAAGAAGGCUAUUCUCCUACGACUCUUCUGAACUUCCUGAUCUUGGCCGGCGGUGGGUUUGGAAAGCAGACCGGCGAGGAGUUCUACCCAUUGCCUCAAAUUGUCGAAAAGUUUUGCCCAGACGAGCUGAAUCCAAACUCGUGUCAGCUUGACAUGGAUCGACUUCCUCAGUGUAGUCGGCUUGAAUUACAUUCGCGACUUCGGUCUGCGAGCAGCUGCGAGGACAUAGUAGAUGAACUGCGGGACAAGCUUCGCGAAAAAUAUGGCAACAGGCUACCAUCUGAUGUGCUGUCGGAAACAUAUCUCCUGCGAGUAAUCCAAGAAAGCAAGGAUCGAAUAAAUUGUGUUAAAGAUCUACUGCACGAUUCGCUGGAGUAUAUAUGGCUAGAUCCAGAAGAUGCAUACUCGGAUGAGAGCUAUGAUGAUUGCCGAACAGCCACGAGAGAGCUUUGUGACAAGUUACAACUUUUGGAACAGGACGUCCUCCACCGUGACGUGGUGACCACACUGACGAGGCAGACAUCGCGGGAAUUACAUAUCAAGCACGCACGUUUUAUGCAAUUUCUGCGUCUGCUGCUCAGUGGGCUCAAGGAAGGACCAGGUGUUGGGGAAAUGAUGUCCAUCUUGGGCAAGAAGAUCACCUUGGACAGACUUUCAAAAGGGCUGCCAAAAUCCGAUACAUCGAAAGGAAGUGUAGCAACACACCGGUGAACGCUUCAGUUUGUAUGUAGCUGAUAUUGUCGAGCUGGAGUUUGGGCACAUCGUCGGUUCCGCCUCAUUAUUUUCUUGUACUGAAGGAUGAACUAGGACAAAGCUAUCUACUAAAAAUCAUUGUUCCACAGA
This is a messenger RNA of Ornithodoros turicata, 1835 nucleotides long. It is a transcript of the gene GluRS-m, whose product is annotated as nondiscriminating glutamyl-tRNA synthetase EARS2, mitochondrial-like. Gene Ontology annotation, molecular function: glutamate-tRNA ligase activity; ATP binding; zinc ion binding. Gene Ontology annotation, cellular component: mitochondrion. The record is from RefSeq and is a predicted model, not a curated record. Lineage: Eukaryota; Metazoa; Arthropoda; Arachnida; Ixodida; Argasidae. Gene Ontology annotation, biological process: glutamyl-tRNA aminoacylation. Bases 66 to 1703 code for a protein of 545 amino acids. The transcript has 13 exons.